This is a messenger RNA of Amaranthus tricolor (Joseph's coat), 1237 nucleotides long. RefSeq names its product histone deacetylase HDT1-like. The transcript has 9 exons. The coding region runs from base 141 to 995 and encodes 284 amino acids. Lineage: Eukaryota; Viridiplantae; Streptophyta; Magnoliopsida; Caryophyllales; Amaranthaceae. The record is from RefSeq and is a predicted model, not a curated record.
AAAUAUUAAAAAAAAAAAAAAAAAAACCCUAGUAGGGUUGAGGGAAAUUUAAUCAAAGGUUUAGGCGGCCGCAGGCCCGCAAAUGAUCUAUAAAUUUGCUCUAAACCCUUUAAACCCUAGUGCUUCUUCAUCCUUCUUCAAUGGCAAACAUGCAAUUUUGGGGUGUUGACGUGAAGUCGAAACAGCCUACCCAGGUAGCCCUUGAAGAGGGUCAAGUUAUUCACCUUUCUCAGGCUACUCUAGGUGAGGUGAAGAAGGAUAAGGAGACUGUUACUAUUCAUGUUAAAGUUGGAGAGCAGAAGCUAGUGCUUGGAAUGCUAAGCCAGACUACCCCUCAGUUAACUUUUGAUUUGGUUUUUGAUGAGGACUUUGAGAUUUCUCACAAUUGGAAACAUGGAAGUGUUCAUCUUAUGGGAUAUCAAACUGCUAUGGAAGAUGAUGAUGAAAUCUUCUCAGACUCAUCUGAUGACGAAGAAGUCCCUGUUUUGCAGAAAGAAAAUGGUAAACUUCCUGAGGCUGCCAAGCCCAAGGUUGCCGCAAAGCCAGCAAAAGAAGUUAAGCCCAAGCCAGAAGAGAAAGAUGACUCUGAGGAUGAUAGUGAUGACGAUGAAGAUGAUAGUGAUGAGGAUGGUGAUUCUGAUGAGGAUUUGAUGGGCAUCAGUGAUGACAGUGAGGAUGAUGACGACGACGAUGAUGAUGACGACGAGUCAGAGGAUGAGAAACCCGCAAAGGCUGAAUCUGGGAAGAAAAGACCUAAUGCUGAAGCUAAGACACCUGAGUCCAAGAAGGCUAAACUUGCUACUCCCCAGAAAACAGAUGGAAAGAAGGGCAGCGUGCACAUAGCAACUCCUCACCCAUCAAAGAAAGGCGGAAAGACUCCUGGCAGCGACAAAUCCCCCAAGUCUGGACAAACUUCUUGUGGUCCUUGCAAAAAGAGCUUUAAUUCAGACGCUGCUCUGCAAUCUCACAAUAAGGCAAAGCAUGGUGGCAAGUAAAUUGUUUACAGUCUUGACUGAUUUGAUGAUUGUAGCAUGAAGGGAGGUGAGGAGCUUAGUCUCGAAUUUUGUUAGCCUUCUAUCAUGUCUCGAAUUUUUCGUUUUUUCUUUUUCUUAGAGGAUUGAGUAUACUUCGGGAGAAUGUUGCCUAGAUAGAACUUUAUAUCAAAUGCUAUUUGGUUCCUACAGAAAAUACUGAUAUGGAAAUAUUCAGUCGGAAAUGAUGUUUUGGCGCUCAUAUA